This is a messenger RNA of Molossus molossus (Pallas's mastiff bat), 926 nucleotides long. RefSeq names its product deoxyribonuclease 1 like 2 (gene DNASE1L2). Gene Ontology annotation, cellular component: nucleus. The coding region runs from base 38 to 874 and encodes 278 amino acids. Gene Ontology annotation, molecular function: DNA nuclease activity. The transcript has 7 exons. Gene Ontology annotation, biological process: DNA catabolic process. The record is from RefSeq and is a predicted model, not a curated record. Lineage: Eukaryota; Metazoa; Chordata; Mammalia; Chiroptera; Molossidae.
AGGCUGUCUGUCCCUCCCAGCCCACUCGCUCCGUGCAAUGGGAUGUCCCCGGGCCCUACUGGCCAUACUCUGGGCUCUGGGGGCCGCCGGGGCAGCAGCGCUGCGCAUUGGAGCCUUCAAUAUCCAGAGUUUCGGUGACAGCAAAGUUUUGGACUCCGCCUGUGGCAGCGUAAUCGCGCAAAUCCUGGCUGGCUAUGACAUCAUGCUUGUGCAGGAGGUGCGAGACCCGGACCUGAGCGCAGUGUCUGCACUCAUGGAGCAGAUCAACAGCUUGUCCAGGCACGAGUACAGCUUCGUGAGCAGUGAGCCCUUGGGGCGGGAACAUUAUAAGGAAAUGUACCUGUUCGUUUACAGGAAAGACGCGGUGUCAGUCAUAGACAAGUACCAGUACCCAGAUCCGGAGGACACCUUCAGUCGUGAACCUUUCGUAGUCAAAUUCUCAGUCCCAAGUUCCGCUGUCAAGGAAUUUGUGCUGGUCCCACUGCACGCUGCACCGCACCAGGCGGUAGCGGAGAUUGACGCUCUGUACGACGUGUACCUGGAUGUGAUAGACAAGUGGGGCACUGACGACAUGCUGUUCCUGGGCGACUUCAACGCGGACUGCAGCUAUGUGCGGGAGCAGGACUGGGCGGCUAUCCGCCUGCGCAGCAGCGAAGUGUUUAAGUGGCUCAUCCCAGACAGCGCUGACACCACGGUAGGCAACUCUGACUGCGCCUACGACCGCAUCGUUGUCUGUGGCGCUCGCCUGCGCAGGAGCCUGAAGCCCCAGUCAGCGGUGGUACACAACUUCCAGGAGGUAUUUGGCCUGGACCAGACGCAGGCCCUUGCCAUCAGUGACCAUUUUCCUGUGGAGGUGACCCUCAAGUCCCACUAACAGCUCUGAGGACUGGUCAGGGCAUGCUGCCUGCAGACUGGCCAAGAGGAAC